Molecule: messenger RNA, 1387 nt
Organism: Neopelma chrysocephalum (saffron-crested tyrant-manakin)
Lineage: Eukaryota; Metazoa; Chordata; Aves; Passeriformes; Pipridae
Gene: RFC2
Product: replication factor C subunit 2
Exons: 11
Coding region: 16-1227 (403 amino acids)
Biological process (GO): DNA repair; DNA-templated DNA replication
Cellular component (GO): DNA replication factor C complex; nucleus
Molecular function (GO): DNA binding; ATP binding; DNA clamp loader activity
Source: RefSeq, a predicted model, not a curated record
GCUGCCCAAGCCGUCAUGCCGGGCUGCAGACCGCUCGCAAUGCCCUCCCCGCCGCCACCGCCGCCGCCGUCCCGCCCCGGAGGCGGACCCGGCCCUCCCCUCACAGAGGCGGGGGCGGCGGUGGGGAGACGGGCCGGGCGCGCCAGCCGCGCCGCCAUGGAGGUGGACGUGGCGGAGGAGGAGAAGGCCGGGCCCUCGGCAGGCGAGAAGCGGGGACCUGCCGACCCCGCGGGGACCGCGCCUGGCGGCGGCAGCGGCCACUACGAGCUGCCCUGGGUGGAAAAAUACAGACCCAUGAAACUGUCCGAAAUAGUUGGAAAUGAAGAUACUGUGAGCAGGCUGGAGGUCUUUGCAAAAGAGGGGAACGUACCAAAUAUUAUCAUUGCUGGCCCCCCAGGAACAGGUAAAACCACCAGUAUCCUCUGCUUGGCUCGUGCUCUGCUUGGCCCUGCAUUAAAAGAUGCUGUUCUGGAGCUGAAUGCCUCAAAUGACAGAGGCAUUGAUGUUGUGAGAAACAAAAUCAAAAUGUUUGCCCAGCAAAAGGUCACACUUCCAAAAGGUCGGCAUAAAAUAAUCAUCCUUGAUGAAGCAGAUAGCAUGACAGAUGGAGCACAGCAAGCCUUGAGAAGGACAAUGGAAAUCUAUUCCAAAACGACGCGCUUCGCCCUCGCCUGCAACGCCUCUGACAAAAUCAUAGAACCCAUCCAGUCCCGGUGUGCAGUGCUGCGUUACACCAAGCUGACAGAUGCACAAAUCCUUGCCAGGCUACUCAAAAUUGUUGAGAAGGAGGAUGUACCAUAUACAGAUGAUGGACUAGAAGCCAUUAUCUUCACAGCCCAAGGAGAUAUGAGACAGGCAUUAAACAACUUACAGUCCACCCACUCUGGAUUUGGCUUUAUAAACAGUGAGAAUGUCUUUAAGGUAUGUGAUGAGCCUCAUCCUCUGCUUGUGAAAGAAAUGAUACAGCACUGCAUAAAUGCAAAUAUUGAUGAAGCAUACAAGAUCCUUGCCCACCUGUGGCGUCUUGGAUACGCUCCAGAAGAUGUUAUUGGCAACAUCUUCCGUGUGUGUAAAACCUUUCCGAUGCCAGAAUAUCUGAAACUGGAAUUUAUCAAGGAAAUCGGGUACACUCACAUGAAGAUUGCAGAAGGUGUGAACUCCCUUUUACAAAUGGCUGGGCUGCUGGCCCGGCUGUGUCAGAAGACUGCAGCCCCUGCAGCCAGUUAGGCCCCUCCCUGAGCCCAGCCCAACUGCCAGGGGAGGAAAACCUGGUGUGGGUCUGUUCCCUGGUUCUGCUAAAUCACAGAAAAAUGACCAGUUCUAUUGUAAAAACGUUCUGUACUUUUUUAUUUAGACCAAUAAAGCUUUAAAAUCGGCUUUAACCCGA